AUGGAGGCUGCGCGAGCCGAAGCCGAAGCGAAAAGGGCUCAGGCUGCCGAUCAGCACCGUUCUGAAGCCGAAGAUAGGGCGAACGUGAGCAAAGAAUCGCUUAGGCUAGCCGAGGAGGCGCUUACCAGGAUGGAGAUUGAGUUAGCAGAGUUGAAGGCGACCAAGGAAAAGAUAGAAUCUGAGGCUUCUGUCGCAUUCGAAGCAAGAAAAGGCGCCGCCUUUAAAGAAUAUGUAGAUGAAGUCCCCAGGUCGUCAGGACUACGAAGUAUUUCACAAAGGCAUUCACGGGCAGUGAAGGGGCUUUACACUGCCUAUGAAAUCGGCAUGCGGUUGCGCGCUGCCCGCCGAGAGAUGGAGAAGAAAGAGGAACGUAUUCGAAGUUUGGAGGCUCGUGCAGUGGCAGCUGAACACGAGUUAAGGAAGAGCAAGGCGGCCCAGGCACAAACCGCUGGGCACGGAAACCCAAUCGUGGAAGAAAGGGUUACUAGUCGGCUCAUCAGUUCCGCGCUUGCCGAUCGUGAGACGGGCGAAAAAUGUUCCGCCGAGGAAGAGGCCGGCUCAGAGGAUAGCCCUGCUGACAAACGGCCUCACUUAGAGGAGUCCGACGUGGUUGUCCUCUUCGUUGUUCAACCAAAGAUCAAAGACACGCCAAUCUCCGCUGACGCAUCUGCCAUGAAGGUUCCAGCCGUGGCGUUGAGCUUGGCCACCUCAGUUUCGCUACCGGCUGACAAGGCCACCUUUCGAGAAGAGCCGGAUUUGGUAGCUCUAGCGUUCGCUGCCCAGUCAGCCCUUCUGGUUGAAGCUGAGGGUGAAAGAAGUAGGGCCGAGUUCAAGGCAAUGAGAGCCGCAAUGGAAAGUGCUCGAGCUGAAGCUGAAAAGGAAAGGGCUCGGACUGCUGACUAG
This is a messenger RNA of Camellia sinensis, 903 nucleotides long. Lineage: Eukaryota; Viridiplantae; Streptophyta; Magnoliopsida; Ericales; Theaceae. The record is from RefSeq and is a predicted model, not a curated record.